Arvicanthis niloticus (Nile rat) is the source of this 3558-nucleotide messenger RNA. The record is from RefSeq and is a predicted model, not a curated record. Lineage: Eukaryota; Metazoa; Chordata; Mammalia; Rodentia; Muridae.
CUAGGCAGAUGAAUAUUUUACCGUCUACCAUAAUGAGGAGAAGAGAUGUCGCCUUCUGUCUCCUGCUUUUGCCAGCUUUUCUGACUCAAGUGGAUGGACAAAGAAAGAAAGGACCAAAGCCAACCACACUUGCAAGGAAAAAUGACUUCCAGGAUGCCAUUUGCUUCAUAGAUGUUGUCUUUAUCCUGGACAGCUCUGAAAGUUCUAAAAUUGCACUCUUUGAUAAUCAGAAAGCCUUUGUGGACAGCUUGAGUGAGAAGCUUUUCCAGUUGACUCCUGGUCGUUCAUUAAAAUACAGCAUCAAGCUGGCAGCCCUUCAGUUUAGCAGCUCGGUCCAGAUUGAUCCACCCUUGUCUUCUUGGAAGGAUCUCCGGACAUUUAAGCAGCGGGUCAAGUCUUUGAAUUUAAUUGGGCAAGGCACCUUUUCUUAUUAUGCCAUCUCCAAUGCCACAAGGCUACUGAAAAGAGAAGGGCGUAAAGAUGGCGUGAAAGUGGCCUUGCUGAUGACUGAUGGCAUCGAUCAUCCCAAGAGUCCAGAUGUCCAAAGUAUUUCUGAAGAUGCUAGAACUUCAGGAAUAUCAUUUAUCACUGUUGGACUUUCCUCUGUGGUCAAUGAAGCCAAACUUCGUUUGAUAUCUGGGGAUUCUUCCAAUGAACCUGUUCUACUAUUGAGUGAUUCAACACUUGUAGACAAAAUUGGAGAACGCCUGGAUGUCUUAUUUGAAAGGAAGUGUGAACACAGGAUCUGUGAAUGUGAGAAAGGAGAUCCAGGUGACCCAGGGCCUCCUGGUACCCAUGGAAACCCCGGUACCAAAGGUGAGCGAGGACCAAAAGGAAAUCCGGGUGAUGCUCAGAAAGGAGAAACUGGAGAAAGAGGUCCUGUGGGAAUCCCUGGGUACAAGGGUGACAAGGGUGAACGAGGAGAAUGUGGGAAACCAGGAAUGAAAGGUGACAAAGGACCUGCAGGGCCAUAUGGACCAAAGGGACCAAGAGGAAUUCAGGGCAUUGGUGGACCUCCAGGGGAUCCAGGCCCAAAGGGAUUUCAAGGAAAUAAGGGUGAGCCAGGUCCUCCUGGUCCUUAUGGUCCCCCAGGAGCCCCUGGUAUUGGACAGCAAGGUGUUAAGGGUGAAAGGGGCCAGGAAGGAAGAACAGGAGCCCCAGGACCUAUCGGAAUUGGUGAACCCGGACAGCCAGGUCCCCGUGGUCCUGAGGGAGCACCAGGAGAGAGGGGCCUACCAGGAGAAGGAUUUCCAGGACCAAAGGGCGAAAAGGGUUCUGAAGGACCAAUUGGCCCACAAGGAUUACAGGGCCUGUCAAUCAAAGGGGAUAAGGGGGAUCUGGGACCUGUGGGACCCCAGGGUCCAGCAGGUAUUCCUGGCAUCGGAAGUCAAGGCGAGCAGGGAAUCCAAGGUCCAACCGGUCUACCUGGUCCACAAGGACCCCCAGGACAAGGCUCACCUGGUCCUAAGGGAGAAGUAGGCCAGAUGGGACCCACAGGGCCUAGAGGACCAAUGGGAAUUGGAGUACAGGGUCCAAAGGGGGAGCCAGGCACAGUGGGGCUCCCAGGACAGCCAGGAGUCCCAGGGGAAGAUGGAGCCUCUGGAAAGAAGGGUGAAGCUGGACUUCCAGGAACAAGAGGGCCAGAAGGAAUGCCUGGGAAAGGACAGCCUGGCCCCAAGGGUGAUGAAGGAAAGAAAGGGAGCAAAGGAAACCAAGGACAGAGGGGGUUUCCAGGACCCGAAGGGCCGAAGGGAGAACCGGGCAUUAUGGGCCCCUUUGGAAUGCCUGGAGCAUCAAUUCCUGGACCAUCUGGACCAAAGGGAGACCGAGGAGGACCUGGAAUGCCCGGUCUGAAAGGAGAACCUGGACUUUCUGUUCGAGGACCAAAGGGUGCCCAGGGUCCCCGUGGACCAGUGGGUGCUCCAGGACUCAAGGGUGAUGGCUAUCCUGGUGUGGCAGGACCUCGAGGAUUGCCAGGACCCCCUGGACCAAUGGGCUUACGUGGUGUGGGAGACACUGGAGCAAAGGGAGAACCAGGGGUCAGAGGCCCUCCAGGUCCCUCUGGGCCUCGGGGCAUAGGAACCCAAGGACCAAAGGGUGAUACUGGGCAAAAGGGCCUGCCAGGCCCUCCUGGGCCCCCUGGCUAUGGAUCACAAGGAAUUAAAGGGGAACAAGGACCUCAAGGUUUCCCAGGGACAAAGGGCGCAGUGGGCCUUGGCCUGCCUGGUCAGAAGGGAGAGCAUGGAGAACGGGGCGAUGUGGGGAGGAAAGGUGAAAAAGGAGAAAUCGGAGAGCCUGGAUCACCAGGGAAACAGGGGUUACAAGGACCAAAAGGAGACCUGGGACUUACAAAAGAAGAAAUUAUCAAACUUAUCAUUGAAAUAUGUGGUUGUGGGCCCAAAUGCAAAGAGACUCCACUGGAGUUGGUGUUUGUGAUAGACAGUUCAGAAAGUGUGGGGCCAGAGAACUUUCAGAUCAUCCAAAAUUUUGUGAAGACUCUGGCUGACCGGGUAGCCUUGGACCUUGGCACAGCCCGGAUAGGCAUAAUCAAUUAUAGCCACAAGGUAGAGAAGGUGGCUAGCCUGAAGCAGUUCUCCAGCAAGGACGACUUCAAGCUGGUGGUAGACAAUAUGCAGUAUCUGGGGGAAGGCACCUAUACAGCUAGUGCUCUUCAAGAAGCCAACGACAUGUUCAAAGAGGCACGGCCAGGUGUAAAGAAGGUGGCCCUGGUGAUCACCGACGGACAGACAGAUUCUCGAGAUAAAAAGAAGCUGGCAGAUGUGGUGAAAGAUGCCAAUGACUCCAACGUGGAGAUAUUUGUGAUUGGGGUGGUGAAGAAGGAUGACCCCAACUUUAAAAUUUUUCACAAAGAAAUGAAUCUCAUUGCUACCGACGCAGAACAUGUGUAUCAGUUUGAUGACUUCUUUACCCUGCAAGAUACUCUGAAACAAAAAUUAUCUAAAAAAAUUUGUGAAGAUUUUGAUUCCUAUCUCAUUCAAGUUUUUGGCUCGUCAUCUUUUCAACCUGAAUUUGGGGUGUCAGAACGAGAGGUCAGUGUAUCCACUCCGAAGCCUGCAAACAAAAUUUCUAAGUUGUUUAAUGUCUCUAGAGGCCAAAAUGAAGAGACUGAACCUUCUGUGUUGACUGAGGCUGAUACCUUGGCUGUCCCAACCCCACCUGAGGCCACCAAUACACCUGAGCCAUUGCUCAUAACCCCUACCCGUGUUUUCUCCCUAGAUCCAAGAUGUGAGGAAGCCCUGAAGCCCGGAAACUGCGGCGACUAUGUGGUUCGCUGGUAUUACGACAAACAGGUCAACUCUUGUGCUCGCUUUUGGUUCAGUGGCUGCAAUGGCUCGGGAAACAGAUUCCACAGUGAAAAGGAAUGUCGGGAAACCUGCAUUAAACAAUGAACAAGCACACUAACGGGCUUCAAUCAGAGGUUUAGAAAGAGCCCGAUACAAACAGUGCACCGCAUCUGGGCGUACACUAAGUAGUGAUCGUUCAUAAAUGUCAUAGAGUCCUCACAACGACCACCUAGGGACACAGUCUUAUUAACUG